Meloidogyne enterolobii is the source of this 1877-nucleotide messenger RNA. The record is from the annotation of a GenBank genome assembly. NCBI's taxonomy places the organism in Eukaryota, Metazoa, Nematoda, Chromadorea, Rhabditida, Meloidogynidae.
UUUGGGUAAUAGAAUCAAAGGAUCAUUUUACAAAGAACAAUUAGCUAGAGUUAGAAAGGAUGCAGAAACUGAGUAUCGAAUUGAAAAGAUUUAUCGUAAACGAACUAGAGAUGAUGGAACUAAAGAAGUGUUAGUAAAAUUUAUAGGGUAUCCGAUACGAGAAUGGAUACCUGAAACAGAGUUAGUAUAAAUAGUGUUAACCUUUUUUUAUUGUAUCAUUUUUAUUCAAAAAUAAAAUGUCAAAUUCUUUUUUUGUAUUUUUACCUAGUAACGUUUCAGAUUAUCCUGAAAAUCAGCCAAAUAGUUUUCGUGUCCAUUUACCUAAAUCGAUUUUCUUUAAUGGCGAUUGGGUUUGUGGACUACAUAGUAUUUCGUAUCCUUAUUCUUGGCCAUCUACAAUUGGAACAUUAGAUGAUCAAUGGAUAAAAAUUCAUAUAAUAGAUUCAGAUAUAAAUAAACAUGUUUUAAAAAUUCCUGUACCCAAAGCUUCACAUAAUACUACAGAAGCAUUACGAGAUUUUCUUAAUGCGAACUUGGAACAACAAAGUAAAGAACCUGAUUUGAUCUUUGCGCCAAAGGGUUUAGGAAAAGAAAAUAUUCAGUCUCCCCCAAGAAAAAAUAGGAAAGAAAGAGAUGUAGAGCUUAAAUCACCGCCUUUAUAUUUUCCAGGUGAAAAUUGUGAACCAGUUUCGCCACCAAAAAUAUCUCCUGAAAAAUCACCACUUCGAAGUUUAUCUCCAAAGUUAGAAAAGGUAAAUGAGGAGUUGAUUUUUGCAUCGAAAGGUUCUAUUCAGUCUCCUCCAAGAAACAAUAGGAAAAAAAGAGAUACAGUGCUUAAAUCACCGCCUUUAUAUUUUCCAUCUGAAAAUAAAAACGUCGAACCAGUUUCUUCACCCCCACUGCUAAAAUCUUCCGAAAAAUCUUCACCUCGAGUUUUAUCACCAAUAGUAAAAACUGUAAAUGAUGAGACAACUCUUUCACCAAAACCUUCUGAAAAAUUGCCCCCUCAACCAUCGACUCCUCGGAUAGAAACGUUAAAGGAUAAUCCAAUUCUCUCACUAAAGUCUAAUGAACAAUCACCUCCUCGUGUUUUGACACCUGUAAAAGCUUUAACACCACCACCACCGGAUCAAAUAGUAUUAGACCAAGACUCACCUAUAAGAAAGAAAAAGAAAAUUGAUACCCCUCCUCGACAACUUUCGUCGGACACUUUAGAAGAAAGAAAAGAAACAAAUAUUUCCUUUGAAUUAUUUAAAGAUAUUACAUGGACUGAAAAGAUGGAAAAGGUCCUAACAUUUAUCUUAGGACAUACACCUACACCUAAUGAACGUCAAAAAUACAGUUCAAAUAUGCCGAAACUUAUUUCUACAUAUGAAAAAUCAAAUCCCAGUCAAAUUGAUUUAUCAAUUCAAGAACAAGUUAUUAAAUCUAUCAAAUUUCAAUAUAACUCAAAUUUUGGACGAUUUAAAAUUGUUUUUGAUCAUCCUAGCAUAAAUUAUAUCUCAUUAUCUCCUCAGCUCGGAUAUGUACUAGGAUUUGAGAACCCUCAUUUUGUACAAAAUAAUGAAAUUGCCAAGUAUGGAUGUGAUCUAAAGGGAGGAUUUUCAAGUUUUGCGGUUUAUGCUAAAGGGUUGACUGAAAAUAUGAUAAUUGGUAAUUCAUUAAGUUCGCUUCUUCGUGUCGUCUCAGUUUCAGGAGCAACGCCUGGGGAAUAUAAUGAAAAGAUUUAUGACACUCCUAUCUACGCUCGUGUUCUUCCUAGAGAGAUCAAUGAAAUAGAAAUUGAGUUAAGAACAUUAGAUAACGGACGUCUUAUACCUUUUUCAUAUGGAAUAGUUUUAGUUGUUUUGAUUUUUAAAAAAGUUUUAAAAUUUUGA